AUGUCAGGAUCUAGCAGAUGGACUCGUGUUGAGUCCCUCUGUAAUUCCAACCCUUCCAAAUCAGCGGAAGAGAAGGUCAUUGCUUUGACCACAGACCUCCCACAUUCAGACUCUGUCCCCUUCUCGCGCUCAGCGACCUCCUCCUCAAACUCAAUUCGCUCUGGUCACGAGUCCCCUAUUGGCAGCUCUCGCAGCUCCCGGCGGGGAUGCGUUCUGCAAACAGAAGCCACCCUUUCACACGUCGUCCCACCCAAGUCGGGCUGCGGGCGAGACCUUUUUUUGAGCGGUCUCUCAUCCUUCUCAGAUGAUACAAUCAAAUUAGUAGCAAAUGCUAAGCACGCUGCACGAGAAAAUAGCCGUCAAAAACUCCUGCAACUCGGUUGGGAGAUCGAAGAGGCGAAACUCAACAAGCUAGUCCUCAUAGCAUUUGAGGACGAGGAGAAGCAGCGCUUGAAAAUGGCAGACUCGGAUUAUCACCUCUUCAAGAAGCUCCUGGUGGACCAGGAUAUUCCGGCCCUAGACCAGGAUGUCGAAUGCCUUGCGGAGUCACAUGAUAGCGAACUCGAAGACUUAGCUACAGCCGACGAACAGCUGUUCCAAAUGUCGUCCAUAUCAUCGCUUGCUACCAAAUACGUCUCCCACAGGUUCCCCCAGAACAGUAGCGAUACGGAGUACGAACCUGGUGAGGAGGAACAAUAUGACAAGUAUAAUCAUAGCGACAACAGUAGCAACUCGGACAAUGACGAGGCGGAAGGUAGCCACGUCUCUACCCUAAAAUGA
Molecule: messenger RNA, 780 nt
Organism: Suillus plorans
Lineage: Eukaryota; Fungi; Basidiomycota; Agaricomycetes; Boletales; Suillaceae
Exons: 2
Coding region: 1-780 (259 amino acids)
Source: RefSeq, a predicted model, not a curated record